CAACUGCUUUGUGUAAUGGACGACAUACUCGAGCAACCUAGUUCUGAAGCUCCUCCACCAAAAUUCGACGACAAUCCCGAUGAACAGUCAUCUGAAGACGAGGAUGAAGGCCUCGACUGGACCAAGUUGAAGACAGGAAUUUCUCGCCCCGUCAUCCCCAAGCGCGGUGAAAAAGAACAUGAACCUGCUGCCGGUGGUGAGAGUGGAUUACAGCAACAUAUUCUGCAACGGUCACGAAAUGCGAUGUUUGAUGCGUUGAGAGCGACCCGGACGAUCUCCAGCAAGACAGUAAGCUAUGGGAUUUGGCAUCCAUCCCUGGUGCGUGUCUCUGUACAUGUUGCCCGAGGAACCCACUUUUCAAGUAUGGGUCAUUCUGCGUCACGUCCGGUGAAGGGCAAAGAAAGGCCUACAAAACGUACAGAGUUACUCCCAGAAGAGGCUAUUUAUCUGAUUGAGCGGGGAUCCCUUUUCUGCUGGAAGGAGAUUGACAUUGACCUGUCUGGAAUGGAAGACGUUUCUGGAGCCCCAAUGAGUGUGCAACAGGCAUACGCUGAAAUGAUUGGGACAGAGGAUGUUACCCUGGAGAAAUAUCAGGUUUACUCCUACCUCAGGCGACUGGGAUACGUCGUCACUAGGACCGUACCACCUACGUCAGAAUAUCCGGCGGCAGCACCUUUUUUGAAGAUGGGCCAACUUGGACAGCCAAGAUGUUCUAUUUUUGAGCGAAUCCGGUCAGCUUUCUCUAGCUGGAUACUCAAACUCUUCACAUCUACCUUCAACUGGUGGAAACCUCUGGGUAUAAGCCGUUGGCUCUAUCAUGACAAAAAUUAUGAACAUAUCUUUCGUUCUCUAAGAUUCAUGCCGGCAGGACAUCAGCUACCGUUACGCCAAACAAAGGAGGAUAGUUCUCCUUACAAACCAUUCUACAACCUUUACAAGCCACCUACGCCAUUCAAGAAAACAUUACCUCCGCCUCCCGAUUUUCAGAUCGUCGUGAUCAACACCCGAACAACGUCCAUGCCUUCCCUUCAAGAAUUGACUGAUCUCUUCGAUAUAUCGCCUGAAUUGCCCAUACCUUUGCCAAAAAGGUCACCUCCACCUCGUCCAGCACCUACCCCUCUCUCCUGGUGGCGAGCGGUUCUGCCCUUCCUACGUCGCGACCUGGGACCACCUGCGCGCCGACCGAAUCCCUUUGCCGCGCUUAGGGCAGGGAAGAAAACCGUAAUCGUCGCUGCAGUGGAUUCAGGAAACAUAAGUUUCUUUCGAUUCAUGCAGGGCGCAUUUAUGGACUGGCCAAUGGCGUAGCAUGACACUCGGUAAAAGGAUGUAUUGCGUAUCUUGUAGAGCACUAACUCAGCUGUAUCCCUCUAACAUGAAUGCGAGACUGACUUUAUAAAGAC
This is a messenger RNA of Guyanagaster necrorhizus, 1400 nucleotides long. RefSeq lists its product as uncharacterized. The record is from RefSeq and is a predicted model, not a curated record. Gene Ontology annotation, cellular component: tRNA-intron endonuclease complex. NCBI's taxonomy places the organism in Eukaryota, Fungi, Basidiomycota, Agaricomycetes, Agaricales, Physalacriaceae. The coding region runs from base 16 to 1305 and encodes 429 amino acids. The transcript has 6 exons. Gene Ontology annotation, biological process: tRNA-type intron splice site recognition and cleavage.